UUAAAAUAGCCUCCACCUUCCCUUAGCUUACACUCUUUUGUGCACAAAAUCCCUUCCAUUUGAAAGAAUGGAUACUAACAUUCUCAAGAUCACAGUCAUUCUCUCCCUUUCUAUUUCACUCCUCCUAUCUUUGCAUCCUCAAGCAAUCUUCUCAUUGGAAAUCGAAGAUGAUGAAGAAGAUUACGUGCUAGAUCAUCCUCUCGUUAUCCCUAACUUUCGAUCAAGGAGCCGUUUCUUAUUACACACAAUGAAGAAAGAUAAAAUUAAGAAAGGUACACAUUGCAAUAUCAACUCUCAUUACAACAUAUGCAAUGGUAUUUCUGCGAACAAUGGUACCAGCUUAUUAUAUUGCUGCAAGAAACAUUGUCGCAAUGUUCUUCGUGAUUGGAAUAACUGUGGAGGAUGUGGCAAUAGAUGCAAAUUUGGGGAGCGUUGCUGUGGUGGAGUUUGUACCGAUGUUGUUUAUAAUGUUAAUCACUGUGGCAAGUGUGACAAACAAUGCUCGCCGGGGGUUAAGUGUGAGUUUGGAUAUUGUGGUUAUGCUUAG
This is a messenger RNA of Durio zibethinus, 547 nucleotides long. It is a transcript of the gene GRI, whose product is annotated as Stigma-specific Stig1 family protein. NCBI's taxonomy places the organism in Eukaryota, Viridiplantae, Streptophyta, Magnoliopsida, Malvales, Malvaceae. The record is from RefSeq and is a predicted model, not a curated record.